UCCGAUACCUAAAGGUUCCCUUGUAGUGGUAGUGGUACGCUCCUUGUCACAUGACUUAAAUCCGACAACCUGAUUGGUCGGUACCUCUGCAGCGCGUCUCUUGAACCUCCAACGCCUGUUCUGUGCUCAAACGACUCCAGAACAGCCAACAUUUCUGACAGUUUAUACAGGUAUUUUGAGGAGCUGAGCAUGGCAUCCAGUAUUGUGGAGAAGGAAAACUUGACCCUGCACAGAGCCCAUGGUGUGAACAGACUUCCAUCCAAAUCAGGCACAGCUGUUGCACCAAAAGCAUUCCAGGCCAACAAUGCCCCAACUCGCCUGUUCACGCCCAGACGAGCCCUCGGCGACAUCAACAAGGCUCCCCACCAGCAGCCGUCACAGACACCUGCUACUGCCAAGAAACCUGGCCUCUCCCUGAUGACUCCCAACUUACCCAAACCCCUGGGGGUAAGGAACGUGGAGAAUGGCAUGAUCAGGAAGUCUUCUCUUAGCAAAACUCCAGGGUUAAAGAAGCCCCACCAGAAGACAGGAGGACUGAGACAAACCAGUAUGACACCGGCUCAGAUCAAAAGGAGAGGACCCAAGGAAGUUGAGGUCAAGGUUCACACAGACAGAAGUCCUUCCAACCCCGACAACCUUCCUGACAUGGAGGCCAUGCAUAUUCAUGAGGACAGUGAUGACCACAGCAUUUUUCCUGCGGAUGAGAGACCCUCCUUCCUAGUUGGGAACUUCCUGAGAAACUGGAGCAUUCCCUUCAUGGCCAGCUCUACCCAUGAACCAGCUCUACCCAUCAACAAAUUUAUGUAUGAACAAGUCAGAAGACCAAGUUGUGAUGAGCCCUUGGACCUGGAGCUGAACCUACCAGACCUCUGCAGUGACUUAGGACCUGUUGACCUCCCUGACCUGGUGGAUUUUGAACCCCUCUUCAACUCUUCACCAGAUAUUGUUUAAGCCAUAAGCUUUCCUUUUCAGCAGCAAGUGCCUUUUUUGCAGCAUAUGCAAUUUAAAUGUAUAGAAACAAUGGGAUUUCGUCUUCUUGCUAACAUUUACGUAAUGAAUUUGUGAAAACACUGGUUAAUUCGUAUUUCUAGUACUGUCUUGCAAUACUGUUUUUAUUUAUUGUUUCCUGUCAGGUGACUGAAUAAAAUUCUGAUUUCAUAG
This is a messenger RNA of Branchiostoma floridae (Florida lancelet), 1161 nucleotides long. RefSeq lists its product as uncharacterized. The transcript is spliced from 6 exons. The record is from RefSeq and is a predicted model, not a curated record. Bases 190 to 951 code for a protein of 253 amino acids. Lineage: Eukaryota; Metazoa; Chordata; Leptocardii; Amphioxiformes; Branchiostomatidae.